AUGCGUCAUGCAUUCGCUCGAAACUAUAAAACAUGGUAUCCCUACUCUCGCGUUUAUUCAGUUUUUAGACGCCGCCAUUAACGGACCUGUGUUUGUUAAGUUUUAACAGUUAUUUUACAAAUUUGCUAAGAUGACCAUCGACCUGUACUACGUUCCCGGCUCUGCGCCCUGCAGGGCUGUACUGCUGACAGCGAAGGCGCUCAACUUAAACCUGAACCUCAAACUGGUAGACCUACACCACGGGGAACAGCUCAAACCAGAAUAUUUGAAGUUGAACCCUCAACACACGGUCCCGACCCUAGUCGACGAUGGCCUUUCAAUCUGGGAGUCCCGCGCCAUCAUCACCUACUUGGUGAACAAGUACGCUAAGGGCAGCAGUCUGUACCCCGAAGACCCCAAAGCUCGUGCCCUAGUUGACCAACGAUUGUAUUUCGACAUCGGAACUUUGUACCAGAGAUUCAGUGAUUAUUUCUAUCCCCAAGUAUUUGCCGGUGCCCCAGCCGACAAAGCCAAGAACGAGAAGGUCCAGGAAGCCCUUCAGCUGCUGGACAAGUUCCUCGAAGGUCAGAAGUACGUGGCCGGACCGAACCUCACCGUCGCCGACCUGAGUCUCAUCGCCAGUGUCUCCAGCCUGGAAGCCUCUGACAUUGACUUCAAGAAAUACGCCAACGUUAAGAGAUGGUACGAGACGGUUAAGAGUACAGCUCCGGGUUACCAGGAGGCCAACGAGAAAGGACUGGAGGCAUUCAAGGGACUUGUCAACAGCAUGCUUAAAAAGUGAACACUUAUCAACACGAAAUGAAAACUUAUUCAAAAUAACGUCGCUGGAAUUAAAAUUGACCAACUAGGCAGAAUUAAAACGUCAUUGCUUAAAUUAAAAAUAUUCUUUAAAAUAAUAGAUUAUUAAAUUAGGUUGAAUUUAACAGUCGCCCUUUGCCUGAAAGUAAAUUAAUAAAUUUAAUAUGAUCUGUUCGCAUUUUAUCGAUAUGUUUCGUUUUUUGUCAUGUGAUACCCAAUCUGAAAUUCCAGUUGACGUUUGUAUUAUUGAAUUUCACAAUAUUCCACUAUCACGUUCACAAUGUUUGUUCAAGUCACGAAUGGUUUUGAUGCUCUUUUUUUCGUUUUUAAGUUUAUAGUUUUUAAGGCACAAAUAAAACUAUUAAUGAAAAA
Bombyx mandarina (wild silkworm) is the source of this 1170-nucleotide messenger RNA. RefSeq names its product glutathione S-transferase delta 2 (gene GSTd2). Gene Ontology annotation, molecular function: glutathione transferase activity. Gene Ontology annotation, biological process: glutathione metabolic process. The record is from RefSeq and is a predicted model, not a curated record. NCBI's taxonomy places the organism in Eukaryota, Metazoa, Arthropoda, Insecta, Lepidoptera, Bombycidae.